Messenger RNA from Mesorhabditis belari, 558 nucleotides. The record is from the annotation of a GenBank genome assembly. Lineage: Eukaryota; Metazoa; Nematoda; Chromadorea; Rhabditida; Rhabditidae.
AUGAGUAUCAGACGAGGCUUCACUGUUAAAGAACUCCUCUCCAAUCAAGAUCAAGCCAACAACAAUGCUCAUCAAACUUUCUUCUUUGAUAACGACGAUCUAUUCUCAACGAGAUCCCCCAGCUCAAUUCUAGAAGCUGAUGAAGAGCAAAACUUUCACAAUCCAACGAAAAGAGAAAAAUCAAGAAGAGCAAGAACUGCUUUCACUUAUGAACAACUUGUGGCUUUGGAAAAUAAAUUCAAAUCAACUCGGUAUUUGAGUGUUUGCGAGCGGUUGAAUUUGGCUUUAUCUUUGAGACUCACGGAGACACAGGUAAAGAUAUGGUUUCAAAAUCGAAGGACUAAAUGGAAGAAGCAUCAUCCGGGAGCUGAUGCAAAUGCUCCACCUUCUCCAAGAAGCAAUGAUGAAGGCUCUUCCGUUACUCCAACUCUCAACUCCACCUGUUUUCCCGGUUCAACUCCAACCACUUCUCUUCUAAUGCCACAAAUUCUUCCAUUUCACAUUUACUCAAUGCCUCCAACACCGUUCUUCUUUCCAUCUGCUGCUUUAGCUUUUGCG